AUGCAGACCACAGCUAUAUUUGCACUCACUCUCAUCUUGGCGUCAUCCAUCGCCGCCAGCUCAUACCAUAGCAGUACAAAGCUACGUCGAGAUGGAGUAUUGAACCUAUAUCCCUUCCCGAGGGUGGGCCGCGCGUCACACCGUACUUGGGAAGUGCCUAUUAACGAUUUACAAGAUGGACCUAUGAAACGACAACUCUACGCCUUCCCCCGAGUUGGUAGAAGUGAUCUCCGUUCAGAACUUCAGCUUGAAGAACUGCUCUUUGGUCGACGUAAUCCAUACGUAAAGAGAGACAUGUAUGAGCCUCAUUCAGAUGCUGAUACUCCUGGAAUGUGGUUUGGACCAAGAUUAGGCAGGGGUUUCAAAAGCGAAGAUGACGAUAUUUCCCAAAACGACGCUGACAGGAGUGAAUCAGAACAACUAGAAGUAACACAAGAACGAGAAAAAAGACAAAUUAAGCGAACG
Molecule: messenger RNA, 465 nt
Organism: Brenthis ino (lesser marbled fritillary)
Lineage: Eukaryota; Metazoa; Arthropoda; Insecta; Lepidoptera; Nymphalidae
Source: the annotation of a GenBank genome assembly